GUAAUUUACUUUCUUAAUUCAGUUAAAUUAUUAUGAAUUUUCCAAGGUACCAGUGGAGAACCGGAGAAGGCCUCAAGAGACAUUCUCACUUUAUACAUUCUGUUGUAGUUUUCCACAAGUGAACAGAAACUAAUGGUUACUAAUGAAAAUCCAAGGAAAACCAACGGGAAAAGGCUAAAGUUGAAUAGAAAAGCAAAAAGUUGCCUCUUUUUUCCUUCGGAUCUCAUGCCGUUUGUAUCUGCGCCGAUUUAUUUCACUGGUGCACCGUCCUAUCCCAACAAAGGCCACGCCUUUACCCUGCCAUUUUCAUGCAUGGGAGCAUACGACCCACGUUAUCCAGUGGUUAACGCUCCAUUUCCAAUAUCUGUAAUCUGUAACUUCUAAUUAAUUAUUUCUCACAAUAUCAAGUUUGGAUUGCGUUUCACGCUAUUAACACUCCUGGUCCUGGCAAUUCCCAUGUGCCAAGCCCCUGAGCCAAUGAUCAUAUCAGAACUUUUCUGACCUUAGCCAAUUCUCCAUCACGGGUUUAUAGCUUUAGAACCCUUGCUAAUUUGCAUGAAAGAACAACAAAUCUUUUCUAGCAAUUUGAGGACGAGGAUGAAACAGCGUAGGUUCACUGUGUUCGUGAAAGAUCUCUUCUCACGCUUCAAAAAUCAAGUUAGAGGUGGCAGUCUUCACGUUACAGCUUCAAUAGUACUAUGUUUAUCAAUCGGAUCAACCGUGGUAAUUCUUGUAAUGUUCAUUAAUGAUCAUGUCAAGAAAUAUUUGGCCUCAUCAGAAAAUCCAUGCUCAUAUUUGCUUUGCAACUCUUCAUUGUCUUCUCCUUCCUUGCCACCUUUAAUCCAAUCUCCAAAUGCAAGUGGAAGUUUGAGUGAUUUGAUAGCUCCAAAGGAGCUAUGGCAUUCCAUGAAAGAUAAAGAGCUCUUAUGGCGUGCUUCUAUGGUGCCUCACAUUGAUGAAUACCCCUACAGUCGUACGCCAAAGGUUGCCUUCAUGUUCUUGACCAGAGGAAGAUUGCCUUUGGCAGAACUUUGGGAGAAGUUCUUCGACGGACAUGAAGGUCUCUAUUCAAUCUACGUCCAUACUUCACCAGAAUUCUCCGAACAACCGCCAGAAUCAUCGGCCUUCUACAACCGCAGGAUACCAAGCAAGCCAGUUGAGUGGGGGGGAGCAACGAUGGUAGACGCUGAGAGACGUUUACUAGCCAAUGCUCUUCUUGACUUCUCCAAUGAAAGAUUCCUACUACUCUCUGAAACAUGCAUUCCCAUAUUCAAUUUCACAACCAUCUACAACUACCUCAUCAACUCCAAGCAAAGCUUCAUAGGGUCCUUUGAUGAUCCAAGAGCCAACGCCCGCGGCCGCUACAACAAGCGGCUGUGCCCAACCGUGAACAUAUCCGAUUGGCGGAAAGGUUCUCAGUGGUUUGAACUUGACCGGAAACUUGCCCGGGAGAUGGUCUCCGAUGUGAAAUACUAUCCAGUUUUCAGAAAGCAUUGCAAGCCUCCAUGCUACAUGGAUGAGCAUUACUUGCCAACUCUUGUGACCAAAAGAUGGCCACAGCUGAACUCAAAUAGGAGCAUCACCUGGGUUGAUUGGUCUGCCGGUGGUCCGCACCCAGUAACAUUUAUGAGAAAGGAUGUUUCUGAAGAAUUUUUGAAACGGAUCAGAAACGGGAUCAACUGUACUUACAAUGGAUCCAUUACUACAGUUUGCUUUCUCUUUGCAAGAAAGUUCCACCCAAGUACUCUAGAGCCUUUGCUGAGGAUUGCUCCAUCAUUACUUGGUUUUAACUUAUAGCAAAUAUUACGUGGUCCAAAUUUGUCCAAAACUAACAUGUCAUGUCUGAAAUUUUAUUUGUUUAGUUGGUGAAACCCUUUUGUUGAUCGGUUAACCUACUCAAAUAGAUUUGAUUUGAUUGAAAAAAUCGUUUUAAAUUAAAGUUUUCUUAGCAUUUCAUCAAUCUAAAUGAGAUAUGCAACU
This is a messenger RNA of Manihot esculenta (cassava), 1980 nucleotides long. RefSeq names its product glycosyltransferase BC10. The transcript has 2 exons. The record is from RefSeq and is a predicted model, not a curated record. Gene Ontology annotation, cellular component: membrane. Gene Ontology annotation, molecular function: glycosyltransferase activity. Bases 556 to 1797 code for a protein of 413 amino acids. Lineage: Eukaryota; Viridiplantae; Streptophyta; Magnoliopsida; Malpighiales; Euphorbiaceae.